GAUCACAAGGCUUGACAGGUUAUGAAUUUUUCCAGAUAAACUUGCCGUGAUGUCCUUCUAAGAAGCAGGUCCCUGAAAUCUUCUGGAGCAUCUGGAAGGAGAUAAUGUCUGCCCUAGACCCUCCUGCAGAGGACAUGAGCAACAGUCAAAUUUCUGAGCUGAAUCCAUCUUAUACUCAGGCUCGCUUCCCUCAUCUCAAUUUUGAUUUGCACAAGCUAUCAGAAAAAAUGGAGAAAGAAUACCAGGAGAUUCGCAAGCAGUUGCAAAGGAGUUAUAACCCCAGCAUGAGAAAUGAAUGCAAGAGGUUAAAAACAUUCUUCUCCUAUGACUCUGGUUCAUCGUGGGCUCCCACAGAGAUGGCUGCUGCUGGGUUUUAUUACACGGGGGUUAAGUCUGGUAUACAGUGUUUCUGCUGUGGGCUGGUUUUAUUUGCAGCAGGAGCCAGAUUGUCCCCAGAUUCAGAGCAUAAAAAAUUUCGGCCUCAGUGUGAAUUUGUCCAAGAGAAAGAGGUGGGUAACAUUCUGCGGUAUGACAUACGUGUUCAGAACGUAGAGAAGAGUCCGACAGAGCCUACAGACAGAUACAAAGAGGAGGAGGCUAGACUUCAGUCUUUUGAAGCCUGGCCAUUCUAUGCCAGAGGAACCCAGCCAGCUGCGCUCUCUAGUGCUGGAUUUUUCUUUACAGGUGAAAAAGAUAAAGUUCAGUGCUUUGCCUGUGGAGGAUGUUUGGGGAACUGGGAAGAAGGUGAUGAUCCUUGGAAAGAACAUGCCAAAUGGUUUCCUGAGUGUGAAUUCCUUCGCCAUAAGAAAUCCAGUGAUGAAAUUAAACAAUACCUUCAUAGCUACUGUGGAUUUGUAGGAGUGGUGGGAAAGCAUUUCACAACUCCUUCGAUAAAGAGGAUAUUAUCUACAGAAACAGGUGAAGGGGAUGUUCAAUGCUUUGCCUGUGCUGGAUGUUUGGAGAAUUGGGAGGAAGGUGAUGAUCCGUGGAAAGAACACAAAAAAUGGUUACCUGAUUGCAAAUGCUUGGAGCUACUCAAUGAGAUGACAGUAGAUCCACCAAAGAAUCAGUCAGCAUUACAUUCUGAGCAGCAAACUGCAAAGCCAACCUCAGAAGGGAGAAAAUGCCAAUAUUCUGCUUUUACUGACAUGACCCUUGAGGAUCCUGAAUGGACCCAAGAAGCCAAGGCAUUGACUGAACAUCUCAGGCAGGCUUACAGUAAUACCAGGUUUAGCAGACUGCCUUCCUUUGGUGACUCUACCCAUUUUGCCAUUGAUUUGAAAUUGCUUUACGCCGACCUGUCAGUUGUCUCAAAGGAUAUCUAUAACCAGCCACUGCAGCAGCUCCUGCUGCCUGACAUCCUUGCAAACCUUAACUCCAUCACUGUCCUUGAAGGUGAAGCAGGAGGUGGGAAGACAGCAUUGCUGAGGAAGGUAGCUGUGCUGUGGGCUUCAGGCUGCUGCCCCGUGCUAAGCAGGUUCAAGUUGGUCUUUUAUCUUUCCCUGAGUGCCACAAAAGGGGAUCAAAGCUUGACUGACAUCAUCUGCAACCAGUUAGUGGGAUUUCCGGGGUCGUUAACAGAAAUGUCCCUGAGGAACAUCCUUCAGCACUUAAAGCACCAGGUCCUGUUCCUUCUGGAUGACUACGGCGAGAUGAAUUCAGUCCCCUCGGUCAUCGAAGGACUUGUACAAAAGAACCACUUCAACAAACACUGCCUGGUUAUCGCUGUGCGUACUAAUCGGAUCAGAGAAAUCCGCAAGCAUGCAAAUACAAUUUUAACUAUUGUGCAGUUUCCUCUGUACAGCACUCUCUACGUCCUUCGGAAGCUGUUUUCACACAACAUUGCCCUUGUGGAAAAGUUCAUCUAUAAGCUGAAAUGGGAAGACACCAUGAAGACUCUUCUGAAGACCCCGCUUCUAACUGUGGCUCUCUGUACGUAUUGGAUACAAUACCCAGGGGGGAACAUCUUCAGUGACAAGGCUAUUUUUAAAGCCUACUUGCUGUAUAACUCCCUAAAAUACUUGGAAGAAGGAGACCAUGUUAGUGCCAUGGUGUCCUCCUGUGGAGAGCUUGCCUUAAAAGGUCUUUUCAAGCCGUGCUUUGAUUUCAGGGAGGAAGACCUCUCUGAAAUAGGUCUUGAUGGAGAUGAAGCUCUGAGAUUGGGCCUGCUGAGCAAAUUCACUGCCCAAAGGCUGCAGCCAGUUUAUCAGUUCUUUCAUCCAUCAUUCCAAGAGUUCCUGGCAGGGCUAAGGAUGAGCGAGCUCCUAGCUUCUGAUGUUGAAGAAAACCUGGAACGAGGACUGUAUUACUUGCAGCAAAUCAACACGUUGAGGAAAGUUUCUGGGACCUAUCACUUUUUAUUGCAGUAUGCUUGCAGCUAUCCUUCCAAGGCAGUUCCAAAAAUCAUAACCCAUUUAUUCAACUUAAUCCACUCUAAGGAGGCAUUUGAAAGUCAAGCAGAAAGUGAUGAACUACUACGACAUCACCCAGAACUACAAAUGGUGGUGCAGGCAAUAGAUGAUUUGGAGUCAGAAUUUUGUCUUUCAUUUUUCACUCGCCUUUUGCUGAACAUUGCAAUUUCUGCAGCUUAUGAAAGUGACACUGUUGCAAUGUGUGCCCCAGCCAUCUUUGAGUUUCUUAGAGGAAAAACAUUUUCUUUUGGCACAUUAGUGUCACAGUACAGUUUUUUGCUGUGGUUUUUUCUCGAUUUUCCAGAAAGCCUGUCUUUUCCCAGUACUUUUUACUUAAAUGUACAUGGAAAAAAAUAUAAACCAAAAUCUGAUUUUUCGGACAUAGGAAUUCAUCCCUCUGAACUGGAGGUUCCAACGAUUGACACGGAUUAUGCUUCUGCAUUUAUAAAUCUAAAUGAUAUGUCACAGAGGAUGAAAGAACUUGAGAAUAAUGUGAAUAGCUUUUUUUCACUGGUUUCUAGAUUUCUGCCAGACUCUCUUAUGGCUCCUUUCAUACUUGCAAAGGGUCGUGCAAAGAUUUCAGCUCUGAAAUUUGUAGCCAAUGCCAUUAGUUCUUUGGAAGAAGCCGAUCUUAGGAACCUUAUGGUACUAUUCUCUAUUUCAGACAAUAUUGAGCUUUGCCUAAAUGAUAGUCCAGGACUGGUUGAAAGUAUCCGACCAGCUCUUGAACAGCACAAGGAAUGCUUUAAAAAAUGCAGCCUGUGUAAUGUUAACUUGAGUGUAGCAGAACAAGAACUACUUCUGUCUAUGUCUUCAGUGGAAUCUCUUGAGAUAAAGGAAGACGCCAAAGUGCCAGAAUUGCUUUUUACAAAUUUGGACAAAUUCACCUGCUUAAAGGGAUUAUCAGUGUAUGUACAGAAUGGUCAAAAUGUGUUUAACAUCAUGCCCAGUGGCUUUGGAAAUAUCCAUAGCAUGGAGAGAUUGUUGAUUGAUAAUGUGAACUUUUCAGAUAGUUCUUCCAGGCUGGUUGGAUUCAUUCAGGGAUUUCAGAACCUCCGUGUCUUUCAUCUGAACACUUCCAGCUUCCUUGACUGUGACUCUCUUCUGGCUACAGUUUCUUCUUGCAAAAAAUUAAUGGAAAUCAGGUUUACCGGAUCAUUUAUGAGAGACCGAGACAUGUUAUCCUUUGCUGAUAUUCUGCCAAAUUUUCUGUUUCUCAAAGUGUUAGACCUUAAUGAGCAAUACAUUACUGAUGAGGAAACUUCCCAAGCCUUUGCAUCUGCUUUAGGAUGUCUUGUAAAUCUGGAAGAACUUUACCUCCCUGCUGUGUAUGGAAUAAAGCAUGCAGCAAAGCUGAUUGUUCAGCAGUGUUCACAUCUGCAACUUCUCAGGUGCUUCUCAUUUCAUCAUUCUUUGAAUGAUGAGAGCCUACUGGAAAUAGCCAAGGUAGCAUGCAAUGGAGGUUUCCAAAAGCUUGAAAAUCUUUCACUGAGUUCAAACCACAAUGUAACAGAAGCUGGUUGGACAAACUUCUUCCAAGUGCUGUUCCAUAUGCCCAGUUUAAAGGAAUUAAACAUUAGUCGCACAUACACACAGCAAAUCAAAUUGCAAGCAACAACAGUGAAGUCGUUUGUUCAGUGUGUGUCUAGGCUUCCCCGUCUUGUGUACAUUCAGUUUUAUGGCUGGCUGCUUGAUGCAGAAGACCUGAAAAUGUUUGAGACUAUGAAAGAACAACACCCCCAAUCCAAGCGUUUAAAAUUAAGCUGGCAAUGGAUGUUGCCCUUCUCACCAAUUUUACAAGAAUGAAACAAUUUUUUCUGUAUAUUUGGGUUUUUUUUCAAUUUCUUUAGAAAGAGGCACAUAGCACAGCAUCUUUGCAUAUUAAACCCUGGAAUUUUAAGCUUCAUAUCUGCUUAUAUUAAUUAAUAGGAAACCCUUUUCACAGACUGGAGGGAUUAAUAUAAGCCUUGCAAAGUACUUAGAUGUCUGACUGACAAGUGUAUUAAGCAUAAGCUUGUCAUAAAUAGUACAUUUUCAUGAUUAGCGUGCCUAUCGGAUGUUAACUCUGAACAUUUUUAUUGCCAUGCAAGGAAGUAUUUUUUGUAAAUGGAUGACAUGCCAACUAGAAUGACUCUGAAUUAAAGGUAGUAAUUUAAAAAAAAACACUUAGUGGGCUCACUGAAAAAAUGAAACUUAAUGAAGAUUAGUAGAUGGGAUUUAUUAAGGCCUGCAAGAACACUUAAGCAGGGGGGAGUUUCUUUCCUUGAAGAUGUUGUAAGAGGUGUGCAGGUAUCCUAGACUGUAACUUUUCCUAUUCUGGGGGACUACUACAUAGUGACACCAAAUUCAGGAUGAUGUCCAACUACUUGUUCCUGGCUAAUACUGCCACUUAGUUCAUGUUUUAAUUUAAACUGUUGAGAGAAAUACUGUAUAUAGAGACCUCAUAUGAACUUUAUUUUUAUUUUAAAUGGGCUUUUAAGUAUUUUUUUUCCUUUCUAAAGUAGGCAAUUUCCAGACCCACUGUGACCUUUCAGCCAGUUACACUUGACAAUACUUCACCUUGGGCAAAUAUAGAUGUAUGCUAAUACAAUAACUAAGAGUGCUUAAUAGUGAUGUUCUAGUUGUGAUGAUCCAGAAAUUAUGUGAGGCAAGGCUUUACUGACUUACUGGACCAACUAUGCAAUUGGAAUGAAGUUAAAAAAGCUUCUGAGUGCAAGAUAUUCUUUGUCAGAUCUCACUGACAAGGAAAGUUUUGCAUUCAAGUUUGUCUAACUUUAUCCCAACUACAUUUUUUUUCAAUAAAAGGUAUCACACUUAGAAAUCCUUACUACCUCACAGUAUUGUACUCAUGCGUGGUCACUACCAGUGUUCCCUCUAAGGUGUAGCAGUUUGUGAGCUCACCAAUUCAGUCCAUUCCCAAAUUGGUCUGCCUCCACCUUUUGGCAUGUGCUGCUUCAGUCCACCUUGCAAUUGGUGUGUGUGUGUUCUCCCCACCCCCCGCUGUGGCUGGCAGGUAGAUAUGUGCAGGUCCCCUGUUGUUGCCCAGCAUGAUUUUUUUCUGUGUGCAGCUGCACAUGCGCGCAGCUUAGCAGGAACACUGGUCACUGUACAUUUUAACAGAGAUCAAACACUUAACAAAAUGCCUAAGCUUGUGUUACUAUCCCACACUUGCUUACAUACCAAUGCAGUUGCCAUGUACAAGACUUUGUUCCUCUCUUUACUAGAUUGUAUAACAUUUCAACAUUUUCUUAAAAAAGCUUUUAUGGGUCACUUUCAGUAUGUACUUAGUGUGCAACAUGGAGUCUUUUUCCAAACUGCUGGGCUACUAUGGGUUUUUCAGACUGAUGCUAGCUAGCCUUUUUAUCUGAUCCACUUAACACUUUCUAGAAAUUAUUUCACAUAUGAUUUGCCUAAUGAGAUGAGAAGCUGUGAAAUGGAUAGAGUUAUGAACUAUAGCAUAACAAUGAAAAUUAAAAUAAAAAGCCCUUACAUCUCAGAUCAACAUCUGUGGGACAACUUAGUGUUCCUGAGUAAAAACAAGUUGAACUUUGUCCCAUCUCCCAGCAGUUGAACAUCCACCACCAUGUGGGACUGCAGGACCUCAAGCAUUUUGAAACUACUAUUUUAACCAUUUCCUCCACAAUUCUGUCUGCUUUUUAUUAACUGGGAAACAUUCCAGCCUCUUAUUAUUUUAGUCUCAGUAUGUUUUUUUUUUAAUGUAAGCAUCUAUGAAGUCAUCACACAGGACAGAUGUAGAAAGCAAUGUCCCCAAUUUUCAUCAACUCUAAAUGCUCUCUCAGAAGACGAAUGAUCCAUGUAUUAUAUAGAAUCCUAAGUUAAGUAUCAGCUGUGAACUAAGUUAUGGUGGUCAAACUUCUAUUUAAAUGUUCAAUUAAUAGUUAUAUUCCGUGUUAAGAGAAGGGUUCACUAUAACCAUGUGUAAAACCAACGAGGAAAUAUUAUUGGCCUUGAAGUUAUGACUAAUAUUGCCAUACUCUGUAGGCUUAAGUUAUUUAAUGAAAAUAAAGGGACUUUCUGGAAUUGA
This is a messenger RNA of Alligator mississippiensis (American alligator), 6456 nucleotides long. RefSeq names its product baculoviral IAP repeat-containing protein 1-like. Gene Ontology annotation, molecular function: ATP binding; cysteine-type endopeptidase inhibitor activity involved in apoptotic process. Bases 105 to 4217 code for a protein of 1370 amino acids. The transcript has 14 exons. Gene Ontology annotation, cellular component: IPAF inflammasome complex. Gene Ontology annotation, biological process: pyroptotic inflammatory response; inflammatory response; detection of bacterium. The record is from RefSeq and is a predicted model, not a curated record. NCBI's taxonomy places the organism in Eukaryota, Metazoa, Chordata, Crocodylia, Alligatoridae.